Molecule: messenger RNA, 9750 nt
Organism: Gekko japonicus
Lineage: Eukaryota; Metazoa; Chordata; Lepidosauria; Squamata; Gekkonidae
Product: IgGFc-binding protein-like
Exons: 18
Coding region: 1-9750 (3249 amino acids)
Molecular function (GO): protein binding
Source: RefSeq, a predicted model, not a curated record
AUGUGGGAUCCAUUAGAGAGUCCUGUCAAAGCCCUCAAUUUUGGUCCUGAUGUAAUAGACAUUGACAAGCUGUUCGACGAUUUCUGCAUUGUGUCAGAAUGCCAAAGAGAGAUCUUCUCAUACGAAGAGAAGAUAGACCAGAGUUGGUUAAAGAUGUUCAGGCGCAUUCCAUACACUGGGGACAGCCAUCUGUUGAAGUUGGUCUCUUUUGCACUGUCUACCCCUGUCUCCAGUGCCUACUGUGAUAGGGUCUUCAACUUAAUGAUGCAGCUCUGGAGCAAGGAAAGAAACCGGCUGAGUGAUAGCCUUGUCAAAGCAGAACUCCAAGUGAAACUGAAUUUCAGGAUGCCCUGUGAAGAAUUCUCCAUGGGGGCAAGGAUGAUGCUGCUGAUAAGCAUUGGGAUGGCCCUUUUAGGUGGCCUCCAUGCUGUAGCCCCUGUUGGCCGGGAGUUCAUCACAACCUUCAUGCAAAACUACUUGAUGAACAGCCCUAAGCCUCAGUUCCAGCUCUUCAUCUCUGGCUAUGCACCCUCCACCAGAGUCACCGUCUCGGUCUACAAAUCCCACUUCCAGAGCAACUUCAUCCUCAAUCAGGGUCAGACACAAGUCGUGAACAUUCCGGCUUAUGCCGAGAUGUCCGGCUCUGCUAAAUUCUGCAACACCAUCUUGGUGCAGGCCGAUCGAGAUGUUUCGGUGUUGGCCCUCAGCUCCAAGGAGAACUCUGCUGACACAAACGUGGUCUAUCCUGUAAACAGUCUCGGCACAGACUACUACGUCCUCACCCCUGCUGGAGACGGAGACAGAUUUUAUAAGGAAUUCUCCAUCAUUGCAUGGCGUGAUCCAGUCCAAGUGGAGAUCUCUCUCAAGGGAAGUGUGAGAUUCCAGGAGCGCAUCUACAAAGCAGGAGCAAAACUGAGUGUCUCCCUUCUCCCCUACGAAGCCGUCCAGUUCCAAAGCCGCCAAGAUCUCUCCGGAACGCGCAUCAGGUCACCACAACCAGUGGCAGUGCUGAGCGGCCACAGCUGUGCGCACAAGAACACCAAGUGCAACUAUGUAGUGGAACAGCUACUGCCCGUGGCCAGCUGGGGCCGGGCCUUCUUCGUUCCGCCGCUCUCCUUCCAGAUGAACUAUGACAUUGCCUACAUCGUUGCUUCCCAGACCACCCUCAUCACCUACUUCUCUGGUGGGGCCCACAAGAACCAGCUCCUCACGGCUGGGACAGUUUUUCAGCUGGAAGUGCGACGGACGGGUCCCAUCUACAUCUCAGCCAGUGCUGGCAUACAAGUUUUCUUCUUCUGUACCGGUGGUUCUCACAACGGGAUAGCUUUUGACCCAUUCUUCCUCAGCAUUCCAGAUAUAUCCAGUUAUUGCACCUCCUACUCCCUCAUGAGCCAGACGGGCUUUGAGAAUUAUGUCCUCAUCAUUGCCAAGAAGACGGCUGCCGCUGGGAUCGCCAUGGGUGGACGCCUGUUGGAUGGCGUUUAUUGGAAACAAAUUCCGGAAUCAGAAUACGUGUGGGGCGAAUACAGCCUGGGGAAUGGAGCAAGCCAGCAUGUCAUGGGCCAUCCUGACACCCCCUUUGGCCUGCUGAGUUUUGGCAUAGCCAAUAGGAAUGGCUACGGGGCAGUUGCCCUCUGCCAAGGUGGCCUCCAUGCUGUAGCCCCUGUUGGCCGGGAGUUCAUCACAACCUUCAUGCAAAACUACUUGAUGAACAGCCCUAAGCCUCAGUUCCAGCUCUUCAUCUCUGGCUAUGCACCCUCCACCAGAGUCACUGUCUCGGUCUACAAAUCCCACUUCCAGAGCAACUUCAUCCUCAAUCAGGGUCAGACACAAGUCGUGAACAUUCCGGCUUAUGCCGAGAUGUCCGGCUCUGCUAAAUUCUGCAACACCAUCUUGGUGCAGGCCGAUCGAGAUGUUUCGGUGUUGGCCCUCAGCUCCAAGGAGAACUCUGCUGACACAAAUGUGGUCUAUCCUGUAAACAGUCUCGGCACAGACUACUACGUCCUCACCCCUGCUGGAGACGGAGACAGAUUUUAUAAGGAAUUCUCCAUCAUUGCAUGGCGUGAUCCAGUCCAAGUGGAGAUCUCUCUCAAGGGAAGUGUGAGAUUCCAGGAGCGCAUCUACAAAGCAGGAGCAAAACUGAGUGUCUCCCUUCUCCCCUACGAAGCCGUCCAGUUCCAAAGCCGCCAAGAUCUCUCCGGAACGCGCAUCAGGUCACCACAACCAGUGGCAGUGCUGAGCGGCCACAGCUGUGCGCACAAGAACACCAAGUGCAACUACGUAGUAGAACAGCUACUGCCCGUGGCCAGCUGGGGCAGGGCCUUCUUCGUUCCGCCGCUCUCCUUCCAGAUGAACUAUGACAUUGCCUACAUCGUUGCUUCCCAGACCACCCUCAUCACCUACUUCUCUGGUGGGGCCCACAAGAACCAGCUCCUCACGGCUGGGACAGUUUUUCAGCUGGAAGUGCGACGGACGGGUCCCAUCUACAUCUCAGCCAGUGCUGGCAUACAAGUUUUCUUCUUCUGUACCGGUGGUUCUCACAACGGGAUAGCUUUUGACCCAUUCUUCCUCAGCAUUCCAGAUAUAUCCAGUUAUUGCACCUCCUACUCCCUCAUGAGCCAGACGGGCUUUGAGAAUUAUGUCCUCAUCAUUGCCAAGAAGACGGCUGCUGCUGGGAUCGCCAUGGGUGGACGCCUGUUGGAUGGCGUUUAUUGGAAACAAAUUCCGGAAUCAGAAUACGUGUGGGGCGAAUACAGCCUGGGGAAUGGAGCAAGCCAGCAUGUCAUGGGCCAUCCUGACACCCCCUUUGGCCUGCUGAGUUUUGGCAUAGCCAAUAGGAAUGGCUACGGGGCAGUUGCCCUCUGCCAAGGUGCCUCUCAGCCUCCUCCCAAACCUUCCUGCAGUUCCACGCAAUGCCGGAAGAAGGAAGCCUGCCAGAUCAUCAAUGACCACCCGGUUUGUGUGGCCCAGUCCAGUGCCACAUGCUGGGCCCUGGGUGACCCUCAUUACCAGACUUUUGACAAGCAGUACUACAACUUCAUGGGCACCUGUACCUACACCAUGGCCAAGACCUGUGGAUCGGAUGCAACCCUCCCAACUUUUCACAUCAUGGUUAAGAAUGAGAACCGAGGCGGCCAAACAGUAUCUUAUGUUGGAUCACUGACAGUCCAGGUUUAUGGGCAUCAUAUACAGGUGGCCAGAAAUGAACAUGGCCUCGUCAGGGUGAACAACCAGCGUUCCCGGCUGCCCAUCUCUCUCCUUGAUGGCAAACUGCAUCUCUACCAGAGUGGGAGUUUGGUCAUGCUUGAGACUGACUUCUCACUAAAGGUCUCCUACGACUGGAACAGCUACCUGGCGGUGAAGGUAUCCAGUAGCUUCUCCGAGAAUAUGUGUGGCCUGUGUGGUAACUACAACGGAGACCCUGCCGAUGACUUUAAAACCGCAAGCGGGUCCUUGGCCCCCAGCCCUGUGGAGUUUGGGCAAAGCUGGAAGGUGGAAGAUGGUGACCGGCUGUGCUGGGAUGACUGCCAUGGAGAAUGCAAGAAGGUGACCCUGGAGGUGCUCAUCAGAUAUAAAGUUGAGCUUUUCUGUGGCUGGAUCAACAAAAAGGAGGGUGGCCCAUUCAGCCAGUGUCACUCUGUCAUCGAUCCGGAGAUCUUUGUAGACAACUGUGCCUAUGACCUCUACAUCUACGAGGGCUAUCGAGAGGCUUUGUGCCGAGCACUGAAGAACUAUGCAGAUGCCUGCCAGAGAGAAGGUGUUGUCCUAUCUGAUUGGAGGACCCUCACUGGCUGCCCCCUGUCCUGUCCUGGGAACAGUCACUACAAGCUCUGUGGCUCUGCCUGUCCCGCCACCUGCAACGACCAAGCUGCUCCCAGCAAAUGUUCCUCAUUGCCUUGCGUGGAGACCUGCCAGUGCGAUGAGGGCUUCGUGUUGGAUGCCGGGAAAUGCAUCCCCCAGGCUGCCUGCGGGUGUGUUUUUGAAGGGAAACUCUUCUCCCCCAAGGAGGAGUUCUGGGGAGACGGCACCUGCACCAAGCGUUGCAUCUGUGACCCACAAACCAAGCGAGUGACCUGCCAGACAGCGAGUUGCAAGAGUGGGGAACAGUGCAAGGUCGAGAACGGUAUCCAGAACUGCUACCCGACUGGCUAUGGCACCUGUGCUGCCAUUGGCUACUCCCAUUAUCACACCUUUGAUGGUCAGAGUUUUAACUUCCAGGGCACCUGUCUCUACCUGUUCGCUGGACUGAGCACGAAGAGCCAGGAGCUGAUAGAUUUCCAGGUCCUGGUCCAGAACUCACGCCAAGGUGGCUGGUCCCUGUCCCUCAACAAACUGGUCAAGGUUCAAGUCUACGGGAUGGAGCUUACCCUCAGCUGGGCUUAUCGGGGAAGAGUCAUGGUAAAUGGCUUGCUGACCCAUCUACCCUACAGGCUGGGCUUGGAACAGAUACUCGUCUACAGAAAGGGCUGGAAUAUGAUGAUCCAAACAGAUUUUGGUCUCACAAUCACCUUUGACUGGCAAAGCCGUCUCACGGUCACCGUACCCAGGACCUACGCAGGUGCUCUUAGCGGUCUCUGUGGCAACUUCAAUGGAGACAAACAAGAUGACUUGACCCCAAGGGACGGUGAGGGAACUUCACCUACAACAGCCUUGGGUCAGCACUGGAGGGUAGCAGAAUCCUGGGGUUGUACAGAGGUAAGCCUCAAGGCAUGUCCAGACUUGGAAGCCAUUGCCCAGCGCCAGAGAGGCAUCAGUGCACAAUGUGGGCUCCUUGUGGACAAGAGCGGCCCGUUUAGGGAGUGCCAUGGCAAAAUCGACCCCGAGAUCUUUUUCCUUGAUUGUGUCUAUGACGUCUGCAUGUUCAAAGGCCAACAGGCUGUGCUGGGCCAUGUCAUCGCUGCCUACGCCAUGGCCUGUCAAACCAUCCAGGUCACCAUCUAUAUCUGGAGAAUCCACAUCUUCUGGAGUGAGUAUGAGUCCAUUCUGCUCUUGGAGCCAGUCUGCCCCCAGAAUAGCCACUAUGAGCUCUGCGCCAGAGGCUGUCAACAAACCUGCAGCAGCCUCUACUCACCCCUCCCCUGCUCUGCGCACUGCACAGAAGGCUGUGUCUGCGACCAAGGUUUUGUGCUGAGCGGUGACCGCUGUGUCCCCAUGUCUAAAUGUGGUUGCGUGUACCAGGACCGAUACUAUUCAGCGGGGCAGACCUUUUACCCAACUCGGCAGUGUGAUCUGCAAUGCAUGUGCCAGGCUGGUGGCGCCGUCACCUGCAAGAAAUUCUCCUGUGGCCCAAAUGAAGAGUGCAGGGUGGUCGACGGCAUCCAGAAAUGCCACUCGGCUGGUUCUGCAUCUUGCUUGGCCACUGGUGAUCCUCAUUAUAUCACCUUCGACAAGUUGCACUUCAACUUCCAGGGCACCUGCACUUACAUUCUUGCUAAGACCCAUAUCACAGACAAGGCACAUUUGACGCCCUUCACUGUCAAAGAGGAGAAUGAAGCUUGGGGGAGUGGGAAAGUUUCCGUCAACAAGAUGAUCUCCGUGGAAGUCUAUGACACCACGCUCACCCUGCUGCAGAAAAUGAAGGGGCUAGUCAAGGUGAACGGAGUGUUCCAGCGGCUCCCCAUAGCCCUGUCCGAUGGACGUCUCAGAGCUUAUCAACACGGUAACAAUGUUGUGAUACAAACUGACUUUGGCCUUGUUGUACACUACAACUUGCUUUACCGUGCCACGGUCACCGUCCCAAGCAGCUACCAAGGCCAGAUGUGUGGCCUGUGCGGGAACUACAACGGGCGGAAGGAUGACGAGUUGCUGCUUCCUGACGGCACAGCCGCCUCCAACGUGGCUGCCUUUGGAUCUGCCUGGAAAGUGUCUGUCCCUGGGGCUAUUGGGGCCUGCUCAGAUGGAUGCUCUGGAAACACCUGCCCGGUCUGCGAGGAGAGGAAGAAGGACAUUUUUAAGCUGCGCAACUACUGUGGGCUGCUCACGGCAUCGGACGGGCCCCUCAGUGCUUGCCACAGCAAAGUGGACCCCAGUGUGUAUCUUGAUGACUGCAUCUAUGACCUGUGCCUGGGUAACGGGGACAGCCAAGUCUUGUGCCAGAGCAUUGAGAGCUAUGUGUCUGCUUGCCAUGAGGCUGGGGUAUCUGUCCAGCCUUGGAGGACUCCGUCCUUCUGCCCUCUGAGCUGCCCACUCAACAGCCACUAUGAGCUCUGUGCCGACGUCUGCUCCGCCGACUGUGCCGGCAUCACCGAGUCCCGGACGUGCCCCGAGACUUGCUCGGAGGGCUGCCAGUGCGACGAUGGAUUCUUCUUCGACGGUCUUGCCUGCAUCACUGUGGACAGCUGUGGAUGCUCUGCCAAUGGACGCUAUUAUAAGCCCCACGAGACAGUCCUGCAGGACGAAUGCCAGAAACUCUGCAGCUGCAUCCCUGGCCGGGGGGUUGUCUGUGAGUCCCACAGCUGCCGCAGUGACGAGACCUGCAAAAUCCAGGACGGAAUCAUGAGCUGCAUCAAUAGAGAUCCAUGCAAAACAUUAAAGUGUCGGACCAAGGAGACCUGCAAGCUAGAGGACGGCCGGGCGACAUGUGUCCCGCUCUACAACGAGACCUGUUAUGGUUGGGGGGACCCGCACUACCACACCUUCGAUGGGCGGGACAUCGAUUUCAUGGGCACGUGUACCUACACCAUUGCCAAGUACUGUGGCAAUGACUCCACACUGGUACCCUUCAGAGUGGACGAGAAGAACGACAAUAGAGGCAGCCAGGCCAUUUCCUUUGUGAAAAUAACCAACAUCUAUGUGUAUGGGUACAACAUCUCCAUCCACAGGAAGGAAGUUGGCAAAAUCCGGCUGAAUGGGGUCAUCACGAACCUGCCCGUGACUCUUGAGGAUGGGAAGAUGCAGCUCUUCCAGAGCGGUCUGCAGGCUGUGCUAGAGACUAACUUCGGCCUGGUCGUUUCUUACGAUUGGAGCUGGUUGGUGGAGAUAACCCUGCCCAGCAGCUACUAUGGCGCCAUCUGUGGCCUCUGUGGGAAUUUCAACCAAAACCCUGACGACGAUAUGCUGACCCCCACAGGGGACACUCCCGCGUCCGUGGUGGAGUGGGGUAGAAGCUGGAAAGUAAAGGACCGCGACCCUUUCUGCUGGGACUUCUGCAAGGGGGACUGCCCCGUCUGUGAGGAGCAGCAGCGGCGGCUCUUUGAGAGUGAGGAGUUCUGUGGGCUGAUCGCCAAGGCGGAUGGGGGGCCUUUCCGCGAAUGCCACUCUAAGUUAAACCCUGAUGACUUCUUCGACAGCUGUGUCUAUGACGUCUGCCUCAAUGGCGGUGCCAAAAGCAUCCUGUGCCAAGCGCUGAGCGUCUAUGCUACCAACUGCCGCAAAGAGGGUGUGGUCAUCCGGGACUGGAGAGCUCAGAGUGGCUGUGCUUUGCCUUGCCCUGAAAACAGCCACUACGAGGCCUGCGGAAACGCCUGCCCCGCCAGCUGUGCGGACCGCUCCGCCCCUUCGACGUGCAGCAUGCCCUGCUCAGAAACCUGCCAAUGCAACGAUGGCUACGUCCUCAGCGCCGACAAGUGCGUCCCCGUGGGGAGCUGCGGGUGCACCCACAACGGCCUCUACUAUAAGCCCGGGGAGGAGUUCUGGGCCGAUGAGGACUGCAGCUCUCGCUGCAGGUGUGACCCCAGCCUGGGCAUGAUGGUGUGCCAGCCGGCGAGCUGCAAGGCCAGCGAGAGAUGUGCCACGGUCGACGGUGUCCGGGGCUGUUAUGCCCGCAGCCACGCCACUUGCUCGGCAGCCGGGGACCAUCACUACGCUACCUUUGAUGGGCAGAGAUAUGAUUUUGCAGGCACUUGCAUCUACCAGCUGGUUGGGCUGUGCUCCAGUGACUCCACUCUCACCCCAUUCACCAUCAAGAUCCAGAACAGCCAAGGCAGUAAGACGGCACCGUUCUCUUCCGUUGUUACCCUGGAAGUCUAUAACAGAACCAUCACAAUCAGCCAGGAGCGUCCGCGCACGAUCCAGGUAGAUGGGUUGUUUGUGGAUCUGCCUUUCUACCAUGAAGAUAAGGUAAAGGCCUACAUUAGCGGAGCCCAUGUCCUCGUCGCCACCAAUUUCGAUCUUACCAUAACCUUUGGCUGGAACAGGCUGGUACGCGUCACUAUUCCGAACACCUACUUCGACGCUGUUUGUGGACUCUGUGGCAAUGUUAACGGGGAACCGGGUGAUGAUCUGAUCAUGAAGGAUGGGCGCCAGGCAGCCAGUCCCGCCCAGUUUGCAGAGAGCUGGAAGGUAGGCGAGAUCCCUGGCUGUGUGAAUGGAUGCACCAGCGGUUGCCCCGUGUGCAAAGAAACAGAGAAGCAAACCUACGAGGGAGACCAAUACUGCGCGAUCCUCACCAGGAAGGACGGACCUUUCAAGGAGUGUCACAAGGCCAUUGACCCCGCACCCUACCUCGACGACUGCGUCUCUGACGUCUGCCGGUACAAGGGUCACCAUGACAUUCUCUGCCACGCUAUUGGUGCCUACGUAACAGCUUGCCAGGCUCAAGGCGUCCAGAUUGGCCAAUGGAGAUCGCCCUCAUUCUGCAGCCUUUCCUGCCCCCGUAAUUCUCACUACGAGCUCUGUGGAAACGGGUGCCCCACCACCUGCCACGGCCUUUCAGCUCCCGACGGGUGUCAGACCUCCUGCAAAGAAGGCUGCUACUGCAACGCCGGCUUUGUGCUGAGCGGAGAUCAGUGCGUCCCCAUCGGGGAGUGCGGCUGCAUGCAUCAGGGCAGGUACCACAAGAAGGGCGACGCUUUCUUCCCCAGCCCCUCCUGCCGGGAGAGGUGCCGCUGCGUGGACAACGGAGCCGUGGAGUGCCAGAGAGUCUCCUGUGGGGACAACGAGGAGUGCGGGGUGCGGGGCGGCAUCCAGGGCUGCCACCCCAUUGGCUGCGGCAAAUGCAGCGUGUCCGGAGGAUCCCACUACCUGACGUUUGAUAGAGAGACAAUCAUCUUCCCAGGCUCUUGUGCUUACACCUUGGCCAAAGUCUGCAGCCAAGAUCCUGGCCUUGAACAGUUUUCUGUGGUGGUGGAGAACGAGAGUUCCGGUGCCGGCAAAGGGAGGACCAAGGAAGUCGUGGUCACCAUUCGUGGCUACACCAUCAGCCUUGCAAAGGGAAUGAAUGGGAAGGUUCAGGUGGAUGGAGAGAUCUUUGCUCUGCCGCUGGUGAUAGGGAGGAGAAACGUUUGGGUGAAUCAAGAAGGGAAGAAUAUCGUGAUCCAGACCAAUUUUGGCCUGAAGGUCCUCUACGAUCCCUCCUAUUACGUUCUGGUGUCCAUUCCCAGCACGUACCAAGGACAUAUGUGCGGCUUGUGUGGCAACUUCAACGGUGACAAGACUGACGAAUUCCGACUGUCCAAUGAGAAAACGACCCAGAAUGUGACUGAAUUUGGGGUGUCCUGGAAGGUUCCUGUCCAGAACGCCGCUUGUUCGGACGGCUGCAGGCAGAGUUGCCCCGACUGCUCCUCGAUCAAGACGAGCCCAUUCCGGGAGGAGAGCUCUUGUGGCCUGAUCGUAGCUAAAUCGGGCCCUUUCCGAGAUUGCCACCCUGUAGUGAGGGCUGCGAGCUAUUUUGACCUCUGCCUGUACAGCAUGUGUGCGGCCGGUGGGGCAAAAGAAAUCCUCUGCCAGAGCCUUCAGGCUUACGUGACCGUGUGCCAAGCAGCAGGAGUGAAGAUCGAGGCGUGGAGGACACCUUCCUUCUGCCGUAAGUGA